GCUUGUUUUGCCGCGCCGGCGGCAAGGAUUCGUGGUACGUCCGCUUUAAACCAGAGUAAAUAAAUUGUUAAUGCUUUCUUAGAACUGUUUAUUUGAACGUUUCAGCACAAACAACAUAAUUUUUAGCCUACGUCGCAAAAAAACAACAAUUUCUCAAGUCCAUGCAAGAGAACAAGACAGUCAAGUUUUGAGCCGGUGUCCCAGACUUUCUGUUUCACACAUCCAAGAACACAGUGAAGAGAAAUUGCUAGAAAUCAUGAGAUUAUCUGUUCGGUUCAACGACAAAUGGUUCGUCGUUCCUUGCGGAGAAGGUCAUAACACAGUUCAGUGGCUGAUUGAAGAAACAAUGCGCCGCUCAGAAGGCGCUCCUGGAUCAGAGAAGUCACCCUUAACCUCCCAAAACUUCGAAGCUCGUUUGGCUAAAGGUGGCGCGAUGCUAUAUCCGAACGAUGCCAUAAACGAAGUACUGGAUGACAACGAUUUUGUCCGUCUUUCCGCUGUUGGUGUUUCCACGGAAAAUGACCACACCUUAGUUGAUACUUUAAAGGAGGUGGCAGAGAACAGUCAGAACCAUGUCCAGUUUGUGGAGCUUGAUGGAUGCUCAUUGUCAACUGAAACUCUUGUGUCACUGGGAAAAGGCAAACUAAAAAUAAGGCUGACAGAAGAGGCUGAACAUAACGUCAAUAAAUCACGGGCACUAUUGGAUGACAUUGUUCGUGAAAAUAAAGUGGUGUAUGGUGUAACAACGGGAUUCGGGAAAUUUGCAAGUGUGGUAAUCCCCCGUGACAAACUUAAGGAGCUACAGGUAAACCUUAUAAGAUCACAUGCCGCCGGUGUUGGCCCACCUUUGUCAACGGAGCACACUCGAAUGCUGUUCGCUUUGAGAAUAAAUAUUUUGGCAAAAGGGUACAGUGGGAUCUCACUCAAGACGUUGAAACAGCUUGUGGCAGCCUUUAAUGAAUCGUGCUUGCCGUGGGUUCCUGAGCAGGGUACUGUGGGGGCAAGUGGUGACCUGGCCCCGUUGUCUCAUCUGGCUCUUGGUUUGUUGGGAGAAGGACAAAUGUGGAGUCCAAAGAGUGGCUGGGCUGAUGCUGGCUUGGUUCUCAAGGCGUAUGGUUUAGAGCCUCUUGAGUUGCAACCUAAAGAAGGACUCGCUCUGAUUAAUGGCACUCAGCUGAUAACUUCUCUUGGGGCAGAAGCUGUUGAACGAGCUCGGCUGAUAGCCAAGCAGGCCGACGUGAUCGCUGCCAUGUCGCUUGAAGUGUUGAAAGGAACCUCGAGAGCUUUUGAUGCUCUUAUCCAUCAAGUGCGCCCACAUGUUGGUCAGCGUCGAGUCGCUGAGAGACUGCGCUCUCUGCUUCAUUCAAGCAUGUAUCCCUCCGAGAUCGCAGAAAGUCACAGAUUCUGUAACCGCGUUCAGGAUUCCUACACAUUGCGCUGUUGUCCACAGGUCCAUGGAGUUGUGAAUGACACCAUUGACUUUGUGCAAGACGUGAUCACAACAGAAAUAAACAGUGCCACAGACAACCCAAUCGUGUUUGCUGAUCAGGGAGAAGUCAUUUCAGGCGGAAACUUUCAUGGCGAAUAUCCUGCUAAGGUAAGUAAAUAUUUUUAUAUUUCUACUAAUUCAACUAACUGCCUUGAAAUCUUAGUUUCAGAGAACAAAGUCCUGUGCCACCCCUCCUCAGUAGAUUCAUUGUCCACAGCAGCUGGUCAAGAAGACCAUGUGUCUAUGGGAGGUUUUGCUGCGAGGAAAUCUUUAAGCGUUGUUAGAAAUGUGGAGAGAGUUCUUGCUAUUGAAUUACUAGCAGCUUGUCAAGGAAUCGAGUUCCUGCGGCCAUUGAAGACAACAGAACCACUUGAAGCCGUUCAUUCGCUCGUGCGGAAAGUCGUCAAGUCCUGGGAUAAGGAUCGUUACAUGGCACCUGACAUCGAAGCUGUAUUAAAGCUUGUGGUGGAUGGCAAGAUCUGGGAUGUGGCCUCACCGUUUAUGACGCACUACACUAACCGCAUGACGUGUCACGAACUACCUACUAACAUACUGUCGCCAACAGCAAGCGUCUUGUCGGAUUGUCCUCCGCCGGAGAAGAAGAUGAAGUUAAACUAAGAGUGAUAGGUCUUACACAUAUUACACCCCCCCCCCUGCUCCCCCACCCCUCAUCUGCUUGGAGACUUUGUAGAUCGUGUUUAUGGAGCAAACCAGUUAUAUUAAUCAAACUAUUUUAAUCAAACCUAUUCAGUUGAGAAAAUGUUGUACAGGACACGUUUUGUGAAAUGGCGAACAGAAAGGAGUGUUACGCUAUAUAACUUAUGAAGCGGUUAACUUUACCAGCAAAGGAGUUUAUACUUGUGUACUAAUUGUAAUCAGCGUAUUUAUGCAAAUGUUAGAAAGUAAACUGUUUUGCUUCUCAUAAAGGUUAAGUUAAAAUUGCAACAUGUAUUUCCUUCAACUUAAUUUGCUGUUACAGUGUUUAAAAUUUGUGCUUACUCAUACCUAUGACGAAAAAAAGUUCUAAUGUUGGUUUGUAAAUAUAUUUUAAGUCUCACAGAACAUUGUAAUUUUUAAUUUAAAGAACUUCUGUGUUUUCUGUGUAAAUUUCAGAGACAAAUAUUUGCUGUCAUUGAAUAUACGCAAGCUUGAAGCAAGUUACAAAGUAGCAUACUGGGUUUUUUUUUCGUAUACGUUUCAUUUAGGGUAGUUUGCACACACGGAUGUAAUGUUUACGUUGUAAAUAAAUCGGCUUAUUUACGCUU
Messenger RNA from Orbicella faveolata, 2754 nucleotides. Its product is annotated as histidine ammonia-lyase-like. Gene Ontology annotation, cellular component: cytoplasm. The record is from RefSeq and is a predicted model, not a curated record. Gene Ontology annotation, molecular function: histidine ammonia-lyase activity. Gene Ontology annotation, biological process: L-histidine catabolic process. Lineage: Eukaryota; Metazoa; Cnidaria; Anthozoa; Scleractinia; Merulinidae.